Messenger RNA from Leucoraja erinaceus (little skate), 1541 nucleotides. It is a transcript of the gene hsd17b7, whose product is annotated as hydroxysteroid (17-beta) dehydrogenase 7. The coding region runs from base 124 to 1143 and encodes 339 amino acids. Lineage: Eukaryota; Metazoa; Chordata; Chondrichthyes; Rajiformes; Rajidae. The transcript has 9 exons. Gene Ontology annotation, molecular function: 5-alpha-androstane-3-beta,17-beta-diol dehydrogenase (NADP+) activity; estradiol 17-beta-dehydrogenase [NAD(P)+] activity; 3-beta-hydroxysteroid 3-dehydrogenase (NADP+) activity. Gene Ontology annotation, biological process: cholesterol biosynthetic process. The record is from RefSeq and is a predicted model, not a curated record. Gene Ontology annotation, cellular component: endoplasmic reticulum membrane.
GGGGGAGGGUGGACGCCUCAUCGCGGAGAAGGACAAGGAGAGGGCGUGAAGCUGAAGCGGUUUACCUGUCAUCCCCUCCGCCCCCCCGGGGCCGCCGUGGACGAGAGAGCCGCCGCCGCCGCCAUGGCCGCGCUGUCUGCGCGCCGGGUCGUCCUGGUAACGGGCGCCAACAGUGGUAUUGGACUGGCUCUUUGUGAUCGCAUUCUGUCUGAGGAUGACCAGAUCCACCUGUGUAUGGCAUGUCGAAAUAUGCAGAAAGCUGAGGCUGCCAAGUCUGAACUCCUGCUGUCUCAUCCGGGGGCUGACAUUAACCUCCUGAAACUGGAUGUAGGAAAUGUUGACUCAGUGAUCAAAGGAGCAAAGGAGAUAAGGCAAAGGUAUCAACAUUUAGAUUAUCUCUAUCUAAAUGCUGGGAUUAUGCCAAAUCCUCGUUUCAAUUUGAAAGCCUUUCUAAAUGGUUUAUUUUCCAGGAAAAUAUUUAGUAUGUUUGCAACUGCGGAUGGAUUGCUAACCCAGGAAGAUUGGCUUAGUGAUGACGGACUACAACAGGUCUUCAUGACAAAUGUCUUUGGGCAUUUUUUACUUAUACGAAACUUGGAAGCUCUGUUUAGUCGAUCUGGCUGUACAUCACAAGUUAUUUGGACAUCUUCUAGUAAUGCAAGCAAAUCCACCUUCAGUUUAACUGACUACCAGCAUAGCCAAGGCCAGGAAUCUUACAGUUCAUCCAAAUAUGCAACUGAUCUUUUGAGUGUAUGCUUGAACAAGCACUACAAUAACAAGGGCCUGUUUUCCAGUGUGGUGUGCCCGGGAUUUGUAUUGACCAAUUUGACCUUCAACAUCUUUCCACCCAUUUUCUGGACAAUUAUUACCCCCAUUAUGUGGCUGAUACGUAUAUUCACAAAUUCAUUUACGUUGAGCCCUUACAAUGGAACAGAAGCCAUGGUUUGGUUGUUCACACAGAAGCCAGAGUCAUUGGAUCCAAUGGUGAAGUACCACAGCUGCACAUCUGGAGUGGGAAAUAAUUAUGUGGCCACAUACAAGAUGGACAUUGAUAUUGAAACGGCUGAAGUAUUUUAUCAAGAAAUUUUAACGCUUGAAAACAAGAUGACAACAAAAAGUCAAAUAACUGGGGACAACAGCUAGUAUAUUGCCAUGAUAAUAAUGCUGCAUGUAGCAGUUCCUAAUGCGGGCAUAUGAAAAUAGUUGUGAAAAUGUGAGUUGUAUGUACGGUACCUUUUAAAAGUAUCCUUCAGGAAUUGCAAAACUAUAUUGUCCUCUGUUGCCUUUAUACUUUUAUUUUUCCAGGUUUAAUUAUCCAAAUUUGUUCCUGGGAUUGAUCAGGAAAUUUAGCAAGAAUAAGUACCUGGGAACGGGACUUUGUUCUUCAUUUGAAAACAAUGCUCACAGUGAUCUGAAAACAAAUGUCUACUUAACAAUGGGCAAAAUCCGUAACAGUUCCCAGCAGUGUUCUUUUUGUACACAAAAAAGGUGCUGGAAUGUCAAUUAAUAAAUAUACACCUCGUAGCUAGAAAAUAAAAUAA